Molecule: messenger RNA, 1289 nt
Organism: Ipomoea triloba (trilobed morning glory)
Lineage: Eukaryota; Viridiplantae; Streptophyta; Magnoliopsida; Solanales; Convolvulaceae
Product: probable galacturonosyltransferase-like 9
Exons: 1
Coding region: 45-1136 (363 amino acids)
Cellular component (GO): Golgi apparatus
Molecular function (GO): glycosyltransferase activity
Source: RefSeq, a predicted model, not a curated record
UCAAGAUCUAAGCGGAUAACAUCAAAUCUCUGGCUUCUCAUCUCAUGUUAGCAUAUCAAUCUACGAAGCAGAUGUUAAGAGUAGUAUUAUUGGUGUUUUUGCUUUUAGUAUCUGGAGAAGCUAUCAGAUUGUCGGGUGAGAAACCGAAAAAUAUAAUAGAGUUCAAUAGUAGGUACUCUGAAGCGUCUGAUUAUCGCAACGGAGAGCAAUGCGUUCCCAGAUUGAUGAGCAAAGCAGGCAAAUAUGAUUUGUGUAAUCCGGCUAUUGUUCAUGUUGCUAUGACCCUUGAUUCUGAGUACUUGAGAGGCUCAGUUGCAGCGAUCAAUUCAAUCCUCCGCCACGCUUCUUGCCCGGAAAACAUCUUCUUCCACUUCGUCACUUCGUCUUCUUCUGGGAGCUCGCCGGUUCAGUUGACAAGGAUUGUCCGGUCUGCAUUCCCGUCUCUGAACUUCAAGGCGUAUCCUUUCGAUGAAGGGCAGGUCAAAGCCCUGAUUUCUUCUUCAGUUCGUAAAGCUCUCGACAACCCAUUGAACUACGCGAGGAGCUACCUGGCUGAGAUAAUCGAGCAGUGUGUUGAUCGUGUGGUGUAUCUGGAUUCUGAUGUUAUUGUGGUUGAUGAUAUCCAGAAGCUAUGGUCAGUGAGCUUGACCGGUUCAAGAAUCAUUGCAGCUCCGGAAUACUGCCAUGUAGAUAUCGGAAAGUACUUUACCGGGGAGUUCUGGUCGGAUUCUGGGCUUUCAGGUGAUUUUCAGGGGAGGAAGGCCUGCUACUUCAACACAGGGGUGAUGGUAAUAGAUUUGGGGAAAUGGAGAAAGGGAGAUUACACCAAGAAAAUAGAGAACUGGAUGGAAAUACAGAGGGAGAAGAGGAUAUACCAUUUGGGAUCUCUUCCUCCAUUUUUGCUGGUUUUUGGAGGAGAAGUUGAAGGCAUUGAUCAUAGAUGGAACCAACACGGGCUCGGGGGCGAUAAUGUUGUUAAUAGUUGCCGGAAGUUGCAUCCUGGACAUGUCAGCUUACUGCACUGGAGUGGGAAAGGGAAACCAUGGGUGAGGCUUGAUGAAGGCAGACCAUGCCCGGUUGAUCAUCUUUGGAAACCUUAUGAUCUGUACACCAGUCCCAACUUUUCCACACAAUGAGAGGACCAAUCAUCACUGUGAUUACCAUGAUUCAUUCAUUCUUUCGUUUUUUUUUUUUUCACAAUUUUGGAAAUUUGUACUGUAAAUGAGAAACGCAUUCUUGAUUCUUGAAUGCCCAAAGGAGUUUUAUUCUAUGAGAGUACAUUUAUCAUU